ACACACACGCACGCACGCAAGGACGCAGAAGUUGACGCCACAUGUGAUUCUGGUCAGAGGAAAACUCCAUAUGAAACUGAUGUAGCGCGUUGUUGUGGAUUUAAACUGACUGUUCAUGUUGCACGUUGGAUGAACUUGAACAGUGUCCGAUCCUUUUUUUUUUGGCUGGCGAAAAAUCGGGACUUCUUCUAUGCACAUAUUAGGUUUACUGACCUUCUCUUGAAGUGUCUGUUUCUCAACGUCAGUCUGGGAGAAAAAAAAGGAAGAGGAAGGUUGGAAAACAAGAAGGAACAUCACAUCAGGAGGACUAACAACACUGGUGUAAAGGAAACAGCAUGCAUAGUAUAGGAAGGGAGGGUUGAGGUAUCAUUAGCCCUUCAACUUAGACUGUCCUCACCCUUGAGCCUGGAGCUCCGUGGCCCAGCAAUGAGUGCCACUGUGAGCUUUCAGUCCCACACCACACUCGCCGUAAAGCAGUCGGCAUGGAUAGCAGUGUAUUUUCCUUUUACGUCAUCCUGGAGAUACUGAUUGCUGCACUUGCUGUGGCUGGAAAUGUGCUGGUGUGCUGGGCUGUUAGCCUGAACAGCAAUCUCCAGACCAUCACCAACUACUUUGUGGUGUCCCUGGCAGCAGCUGAUGUGGCCGUGGGCCUCCUUGCCAUCCCAUUUGCCAUCAUUAUCAGCACAGGCUUUUGCAGUCACUUCCACGGAUGCCUGUUCAUUGCCUGCUUUGUCCUCGUGCUCACACAGAGUUCCAUCUUCAGCUUGCUGGCGAUCGCCGUCGAUCGCUACAUCGCCAUCAAGAUCCCACUCAGGUACAACAGCCUGGUGACGAAUCAGAGAGCUAAUGGCAUCAUCUGUCUGUGCUGGAUCUUGUCUGUGAUCAUUGGUCUGAUGCCGAUGCUUGGCUGGCACAUGCCCAGCUUCAGCGUCACCAAUGUCACGGACGACACUUGUUCCCCCGGCAUGACAAAGUGUCUGUUUGAGAGUGUGGUCUCAAUGGACUACAUGGUUUACUUCAACUUUUUUGUCUGUGUUCUCGUGCCAUUGGUGGUUAUGUUGGUCAUCUACGCCCGGAUCUUCAUGGUGGCUCGUCGGCAGCUCAGGCAGAUGGAGCACAAAACAUCAUUCAGCCACAGUGAGGGAUCAUCCUCGACCUCAUCAUCUCGCUCGGUGCUACAGAAGGAGGUCCAUGCUGCAAAGUCUCUCGCGAUCAUUGUGGGACUGUUCGCUGUUUGCUGGCUUCCUCUGCACAUCAUCAACUGCUUCACCCUGUUUUGUCCGAAAUGCCCGCGCCCACCGAUCUGGAUCAUGUACAUUGCCAUUAUUCUCUCACAUGCAAACUCGGUGGUGAACCCCUUCAUUUAUGCCUACCGUAUCCGAGACUUCAGGUUGACGUUUCGCAAGAUUAUACGGCAGCAUUUCCUCAGGCGGCAUGACAGGCUGGCCAACAGGAACACCUCCACCAAGAUUAGUGUCAUUGAAUCAUCCUUCACCAACAUGACUAAUGGCAAAGUGCCAGAUUGCAGUGCUGGGAAAAGUCUUUGUACAGAUAGAGACUUAUGUACAGAUAGAGACUUAUGUACAGAUAGAGACUCAAAUUCCUGUCAAAAUGAUAAAAAUCCAGAGUGCAACAUUUCUGAUCUACUUCCUGAUCAGAUUAGCAAUGAAAUUCCUUCCGAGAUUAUGCUGGUGAAGGACUGCUGCGUUAUCACUAAUGUCAGGCUGAGCUCCAUAUCCACAAGGACUAAACAUGUGGUGAAGCUUACAGAGGUCUCAUGAAGCAUGACAUUAGCCAAGUUUAAAAAACCUAUAGCCUUGUGUGUUCUGUACAUUCGAGGCCUGAUUACUGUCUGGAGUCAGAUAAGCUUUAGGUUCUCUGUAUCUACGUACAUUUGUGUGGGAACCGGAUGAACAUGGCUAUUAAAAUGCGACACAUCUCAAGUGUCUGGUUUAUUGGAUGGAUUUCCCACGUCUCACAAUUACG
Tachysurus vachellii is the source of this 1986-nucleotide messenger RNA. RefSeq names its product adenosine A2a receptor b (gene adora2ab). Gene Ontology annotation, molecular function: G protein-coupled adenosine receptor activity. Gene Ontology annotation, biological process: adenylate cyclase-activating G protein-coupled receptor signaling pathway; G protein-coupled adenosine receptor signaling pathway. Bases 483 to 1781 code for a protein of 432 amino acids. Gene Ontology annotation, cellular component: membrane. NCBI's taxonomy places the organism in Eukaryota, Metazoa, Chordata, Actinopteri, Siluriformes, Bagridae. The record is from RefSeq and is a predicted model, not a curated record. The transcript is spliced from 3 exons.